AUGGUCGCAGAUCUGACGACGUCAGGAUUUUUAGCCGCUCUGAAACGAUUUGUGGGCAGACGUGGCAAAUCAACGAUCAUCAUGUGUGAUGACGGCAGUAACUUCGUGGGGGCAAAACGUGAACUAGACGAGCUCCGCCAAACCUUUCUGUCGCAACAAUCACAACAGUCGAUCAUUUCCGAAGUUGCAGAUUCCGUCAUGGAAUUCCGGUUCAUUCCAGCAAAAACUCCUAACUUUGGCGGCUUCUGGGAGGCUGCUGUCAAAUCGAUGAAACAGCAUCUCCAAAGGACGAUCGGAUUGAAGAUUUUGUGUCCGGAUGAACUGCAAACGGUAUUUGUGCAAAUAGAGUCAUGUUUAAAUUCAAGGCCUCUCACUCCGCUGAGCAACGACCCAUCAGAUUUCGAGGCGUUAACACCGGCGCAUUUUUUAAUACAACGGCCGCUGACGGUAGUACCCGAGCCAGCACUGAAGGAGGUUCCAGCAAGCCGGCUAUCUCGAUGGCAACAAGCACAAGAGUUUCUACAGCACAUCUGGGCCAAAUGGUCAACGCAAUACUUGUCCAAUCGAUUUUGGGAAUAA
Messenger RNA from Topomyia yanbarensis, 579 nucleotides. RefSeq lists its product as uncharacterized. NCBI's taxonomy places the organism in Eukaryota, Metazoa, Arthropoda, Insecta, Diptera, Culicidae. The record is from RefSeq and is a predicted model, not a curated record. The coding region runs from base 1 to 579 and encodes 192 amino acids. Gene Ontology annotation, molecular function: nucleic acid binding. The transcript has a single exon.